CUUUCUCCUUUCGGUCUUUCACACACACCCCAAAACCCUCACUUGGCUCUCGUCCAGUGUAUAUAAAUCCCCAAACCCUCGUGCUUUCUUCUCACCCUCUCCCUCUCUCUCUCUCUCUCUCCAAAACAUUGCUACCGCAUUCUCUCAGCACUGAUCCAUGGCCUUGCCGAAUCAGCAAACUGUUGAUUAUCCAAGCUUCAAGCUUGUAAUUGUCGGUGAUGGUGGAACAGGAAAAACCACAUUUGUGAAGAGACAUCUUACGGGAGAAUUUGAGAAAAAAUAUGAACCAACCAUUGGUGUGGAAGUUCAUCCUUUGGAUUUCUUCACGAACUGUGGCAAAAUUCGGUUUUAUUGCUGGGACACAGCUGGGCAGGAGAAAUUCGGUGGCCUUAGAGAUGGCUACUACAUCCAUGGACAAUGUGCGAUUAUUAUGUUUGAUGUGACAGCUCGGUUGACAUACAAGAAUGUUCCCACGUGGCAUCGUGAUCUUUGCAGGGUCUGUGAAAAUAUUCCAAUUGUACUCUGUGGAAACAAGGUCGACGUGAAGAACCGGCAAGUGAAGGCAAAGCAAGUUACCUUCCACAGGAAAAAGAAUCUACAGUACUAUGAAAUAUCGGCAAAGAGUAAUUACAACUUUGAGAAGCCUUUUCUGUACCUUGCCAGGAAACUUGCUGGGGAUUCUAACUUACAUUUUGUGGAGUCCCCUGCCCUUGCUCCACCAGAAGUGCAUAUAGAUUUGGCUGCACAGCAACAACAUGAGGCAGAGCUUGCUGCAGCUGCAAGUCAGCCCCUUCCUGAUGACGAUGAUGAUACAUUUGAGUAGAUGGGAUUGCCUUUGUUGGAGAGCACUUGUGGUGCAGUUGCCUUCCAUUCGCUUCUGUUUUGUGCGUUGGUACAUCACUUAUGCCAUCCAUGAACUUCCUUCUCAGGAAUUUGGGGUACCAUUUAGUGAGGAUUUUGGUUAAUAUGUGAGGCUGUCCAAACUAUUGGAUCUAUGCUGUGAUUUGUUUGUGAAAAAGAAUAUGAGGUUCUUAACCUUCUCUUCCAAGUAUGGGGAUGUUUUCCUGUUUUAAGUAGAUCAUAUCAGUAACAUUAAAUUUGCAUGGUUGAACAUUACAUCAUAUUGUGAGGCUUUCUCCCCCUUGAAUUUGUUCCUUGGGCUAAUGGCCUUGGCUUAUGACCUAGCGAUUUUUUUGAAUGCUCUGAACUAAUGCUGCCA
This is a messenger RNA of Ilex paraguariensis (yerba mate), 1219 nucleotides long. NCBI's taxonomy places the organism in Eukaryota, Viridiplantae, Streptophyta, Magnoliopsida, Aquifoliales, Aquifoliaceae. The record is from the annotation of a GenBank genome assembly.